UCUCCGACUUCUCGCUGCAGAGCCAUGUUCCCCGAACGGGACUCGACAGCAGCACCAGGCAGGAGCAGUGACGCCCACAGGCGCAGCCUUCGUGUGUCAGUGCGAUCAGUGGGGCGUGUGGGUGGUGCGCCGCGCGCGCAUGGACGCCUAGUACUAGUAUGACUCGCAGCUCGCGCGCACAAUCGAUAAGGAUCCUUCAGGUGGAAGAUCAUGGCGAGCAGCGAGAUGAGAUCGCGCCUCCGGUGCGGCCGCGCUGCGCUCCUGCUGCUUCUCACCGCGUCCCUCGUGCGCUUCGCGCGCGCACCCGUGCCCGGUAACGAGGUGACCGGGUUCAGCCUCAGUCCCCCCUACUUCAACUUGGCCGAGGGAGCGCGGAUCUCCGCGAGCGCGACGUGCGGCGAGGACGAGCGCGGCGGCGCGCGGACGGAGCUCUACUGCAAGCUGGUGGGGGGACCGACCACAGGACCCCCCAGCCAGACCAUACAGGGCCAGUUCUGCGACUACUGUAAUUCCAAUGACCCUGACAGGGCACACCCGGCGAGCAACGCCAUCGACGGGACAGAGCGCUGGUGGCAGAGCCCCCCCCUCUCCAAGGGGCUGAGGUACAACGAGGUGAAUGUAACCCUGGAUCUUGGACAGCUGUUUCAUGUGGCAUAUGUCCUCAUCAAAUUUGCCAACUCCCCUCGGCCUGAGCUGUGGGUUCUGGAGCGUUCCGUGGACUUUGGGAGGACCUACAGCCCUUGGCAGUACUUUGCACAUUUGAAACGGGAGUGCAUCGAGACUUUUGGAAAGCCUCCCAACGGACGCAUCGUCCGAGACGACGACCAGAUCUGCACCACUGAGUACUCGCGGAUCGUACCCUUGGAGAACGGCGAGAUCGUGGUGUCGCUGGUGAAUGGUCGCCCCGGAGCCACCAACUUCACCUACUCGCCGCUCCUGAGAGACUUCACCAAAGCCACCAACAUCCGGCUUCGAUUCCUGCGAACGAGCACCCUCCUGGGGCACCUCAUUUCCAAGGCCCAGCGCGACCCCACCGUAACGCGCAGGUAUUAUUACAGCAUCAAAGACAUCAGCGUUGGGGGACGGUGUGUGUGUCACGGCCAUGCCCAGGUCUGCGGGUCCCGCGACCCGGACAACCCCAGCCGAUUUCGCUGCGAGUGUCAGCACAAUACCUGUGGGGAGUCAUGUGACCGCUGCUGCCCAGGUUUUAACCAGAAGCCCUGGCGUGCGGCGACAUCUGACAGCGCCAACGAGUGCCAGCCCUGCCAAUGUCACUCGCAUGCCACUGACUGCUAUUAUGACCCGGAGGUGGAUCGCAGGAGAGCAAGUCUGAACAUCUACGGACAAUACGAAGGUGGAGGGGUGUGCAUCCAUUGCCAGCACAACACGGCAGGCGUGAACUGCGAGCGCUGCGCGAAGGGGUAUUACAGACCCUACGGAGUCCCACGGGAGUCCCCUACCGGGUGCAGACCCUGCAGGUGUGACCCGCGGACAAGCGCUGGCUGUGAGGACGGCUCAGGACGAUGCAUCUGCUUGCUCAACUUCAGCGGCGCAGACUGCGAACGCUGUGCAGAUGGUCACCACACGUACCCGCUUUGCAUCCGGUAUCCCAUAUACCCCAGCACAACCAAAUCCCCUGCAGGCCACAUCAUAGACCCCCCCUCUGGCUGCUCCCCGGGCUUCUUCGGACCACCCAACUGCCAACCCUGCCGCUGCGGAGGCCUGGGGGUCGCGGACCCUGCGUGUGACAGGCGGAGUGGAGACUGUGUGUGUCAGCCUGGGUUCGGGGGCAGGCAGUGCGACCGCUGUGCCCCGGGCUACUUCAGCUACCCCUACUGUCAAGCAUGCAACUGUGACAGCACGGGCGCUAUGGACCAGACGUGUGGACCCAGAGGCCAGUGCCGCUGCCACAGUAACUACGCAGGGCUGCGGUGUGACCAGUGUGCCCCCGGUCAUUAUGGGUUCCCCAGCUGUGUCCCCUGCCAGUGUUCCCCAGACGGCGUGUAUGAGGUAUCGUGCGAGCCGGUAUCGGGUCGGUGUCUGUGUCGUCCCGGUGUGAUCGGACGGAGCUGUGACCGCUGUGCACUGGGGGGGCUCAUCUUCCCCAACUGUGGAGCCUCGGCUGGUCCGUGCAACCCGGUGGGAUCUGAGAUCAGCACGGGGGAUCCGUUCACGGGCUCCUGCCGCUGUCUGGCCAAUGUGGAAGGCCGCCUGUGCGACAGGUGCAAGCCCCUGUACUGGAACCUGGCUGUGGAGAACCUUGACGGCUGUAUUGAGUGCCAGUGUGAUGUCAAGGGCACCCUGAGUGGAGUGGGGGAGUGUCAGCAGCAAAACGGCGAGUGCCACUGUAAGCCCUACGCCUGUGGUCACGCCUGCAACACCUGCAAGGAUGGCUACUUUCAGCUGCAGGAGAUGAACUAUCUGGGCUGCCAAGGCUGCCAGUGUGAUGUUGGCGGGGCUGUCGGGACCAGCUGCGAUGAGCACUCGGGGGAGUGUCGAUGCCGCCAGCACGUGGAGGGCCACGCGUGCACGCGGCCAGAGAUGGGAUUCUACGUCCCUGACCUGCACCACAUGAGGUUCGAGGUGGAGGAUGGGAGCACACCCAACGCAAGGCCUGUACGUUUCGGCUACAACCCGCAGCACUUCCCGGACUUCAGCUGGCGGGGCUACGCCACCAUGUCGGAGGCCCAGGAGGAGGUCCGGCUCACGGUGCACGUGGCUGAGACUGGACCCUCGCAGUUCCUCUUUGUGCUGCGAUUUGUCAACCGUGGCACCACUAGCGUAACCGGCCGCAUCACGGCUCACCACAUCAGGACUGGUAAAGGGUCAGGUCUGAGCAAGGAAGUAACGCUCCCACCCAGUCCACGCCCAGCUUUCCUGACUGUCCCAGGAAACGGUUUCGCAGAGCCCUUCCUGCUGUCCCCUGGGAAGUGGAUCAUCCACAUUCGGGCAGUCGGGGUCCUGCUGGACUACCUUGUUCUGGUGCCCAGCACUUACUACGAAGCUUCUAUUUUGCAAGAGAGGGUCACAGAGCCAUGCACCUAUCUGGCCAAACCAGAGAAGGCUGACAGGAGCUGCCUGCUCUACAGACACGUGCCUAUGGACGGCUUCCCGUCGGCGCUGGCUUCCCUGGGCGUGUUCUACCCCCGCAGGAGAAGGGCGAGGCAGGUUCGCCUGCUACGGCCCACCCCGCUCCACCCGGAGAUGGCUUCUGUCAGCGGCCAGCAGGCCCAGCUGCGGCUCACGUUGCGGGUCCCGGAGCCAGGUCGGUACGCGCUCAUCUUGGAGUACGCCAGCGAGGUCGACGCCCUGCAGAACGUCGACUUGCUUGUGGACAGCCAGGCGGAAGCCCGAGUGAAUAUCUAUAGCUGCACGUACAGCUUCCUGUGCCGCAGCGUGGCCGUGGACAAGAUGAACCGUGUGGCCACGUUCCAGCUGAGCCACAGGUCCGAUAUCCUCCUGCAGGCGCCUGCAGCCUUCUUCCUGCUGUACAAGGUGUCGGCAGUACCUAAGGGACAGUUCUCCAUGGAGUACCUGGACCCCAAGGAGCUGUGCGUCUCUGUCCAUGGACGCUUCACACAGGACAGCCGCCAUUGCCUUCCAUCCCAGUACGAGAUACCAUCCUCAGCAUUGGUUUUGGACGCUGCUCGCCAAGGCCAUUUGUCUGUCCCAACCACACCAUACGGGGUGAGAAAGAGGAGGCAGACCGGGCCGCUUCACACGCACGCGGGCCGACGGAAUGGAGUACUCCUGAAACACCCACAGAGCGAGAUCAGCUUUAGCGCCCGAGUCCCGGCGACGGGCCUCUAUGUCUUCCUGGUGCAGUUCCUUCAGCCGGAGCACCUCUCCUUCCCCUUGGAAGUGCUGGUGGAUGGAGGCAGAUCUUGGCCAGGCUCCAUCAACGCAUCCUUUUGCCCCCAUGUGUCGGGCUGCCGAGACCUGGUCAUCGCUGAGAGGCGCAUCGCCUUGGAUGUGCUCCAGCCAGAGCUCACUGUCACUCUGCGAGUCCCCCGAGGGAAGACCCUAACCCUGGAUUACAUCUUGGUCGUUCCUGAUGAAUCUUAUACCCCCGAGCUCAUCAGGGAGAAGCUGCUGGACAAGUCGUCCGACUUUAUAAAUCAGUGCGGCGCAGACAGCUUCUACAUAGACCCCAGCUCGGCGUCCCGGUUCUGCCGGGACUCGGCACGCUCCCUGGCGCUGUUUGCCAGCGACGGUGCCCUGCCCUGCGGCUGUCACAGCUCUGGGGCGACCAGCCCCACCUGCGAGCCCCUGGGGGGGCAGUGCCCCUGCCGGCCUCACGUCAUCGGCAGACAGUGCACCCGCUGCGCCACCGGCUACUACGGCUUCCCCUACUGCAGACGCUGCGAAUGCGGUCGCCGGCUUUGUGACGAGGUGACCGGUCAGUGCAUCUGCCCGCCGCAGACGGUGAGGCCCUCCUGUGAUGUGUGCGAGAGCCAGACGUUCAGCUACCACCCGCUGCUGGGCUGCGAGGGCUGCGACUGCUCCCCGACUGGCGUGAGCCCCUAUGCCGGGCUGGACUGCGAUCGCACCACGGGCCAGUGCACGUGCAAGCCGAGGAUUGCUGGGCGACAGUGUGAUCGUUGUGCCCCGGGAUACUACGGCUUCCCCGAGUGCGCGCCCUGCAGCUGCAACCCAGCCGGGGUGAAACCGGACAUAUGCCACCCCGAGAGCGGGAGCUGCCUCUGCAAGAGAAACGUUGUGGGUUCGAGGUGCGACGCUUGUCGCGCCGGCUCCUUCCACUUCGAUGCGAUGAACCCCGAUGGCUGCACCACCUGUUUCUGUUUUGGGGCCACGGAGCAGUGCCGCAGCUCAGAGCACCGCCGGGGAAAGUUUGUGAACAUGCAAAGUUGGCGCCUGGAGAUGCCAGACCGGGAGGAGGUUCCUUCUGUGUUCAACUCGGCCAGUAACACGGUGGUGGCCGACGUGCAGGAGUUACCCGCCUUGGUCCACAACCUCCACUGGGUGGCGCCACCAUCUUACCUGGGAGACAAGGUCUCUUCCUACGGGGGAUUCCUGACCUAUCAGUUGAAGUCGUUCGGGAUUCCCAGCGAGGGGAUGGUCCUGCUGGACAGGAGGCCUGACAUCCUGCUCCAUGGACACCAUAUGACACUGGAGUACCUGGACCCACACGCACCCUCUCCGGACCGCCUGUACCAGGGACGAGUCCAGCUGGUGGAGGGGAGCUUCCGCCACGCUGGGACCAAGCGGCCCGUGUCCAGGGAGGAGUUCGUGAUGGUGCUGGCAGGUCUCGGGUCCCUGCGGAUCCGCGGUCUUUACUUCGCCCAGAGCCAGAGGCUGAGCCUGGGGGAGGUGGGACUGGAGGAGGUUAGCGCCUCGGGAAGCGGAGGGGCUGCCAGCGCUGUGGAGGUGUGCACGUGUCCCCCGGAAUACCGCGGAGACUCCUGCCAGAAAUGUGCACCUGGGUACUACCGAGAGAGGAACGGUCACUACCUGGGCAGGUGUUUGCCGUGUUCCUGUAAUGGACUUUCCAACGAAUGCGAUGAGGCCACAGGCCGAUGUCUGAAUUGCCAGUACAACAGUGCUGGGGAUCACUGUGAGCGAUGCCUGGAGGGUUACUAUGGUGAUGCUGCCAGGAGGACCUGCCAACCCUGCCCAUGUCCAUACAGCUUACCAUCCAACAGUUUCGCGACUGGCUGCAGAGUGUUUGCUAGUGGGUUGCAGUGCUUCUGUAAAGCAGGAUACACCGGAUCCAAAUGUGAAAGGUGUGCCCCAGGUUACUAUGGUGAACCCACAGUUCUGGGAGGGAGCUGCCGUCCCUGCAAUUGCAACGGAAACCCCAGCAGCUGCGAUCCCAGAACAGGGGUGUGCAACAAUGCCUUGGAGCCCAAAGACACCAACACGGACCAGCAGUGUCAAGAAUGUGACAGCUGCGUGAAGACCUUGUUAGAUGAUCUAGACAGGCUGGAUGAGCUGCUGCUAAAGUUGAAAUUGCAGUUGGAGAGCGCCAACUCCAGCUCAGCAGCCUGGGACAGGCUUAAGAAGCUUGAGGACGAGAUAACGGCCACCAAGAAACUGGUGGACAAAUACAACUUGAGUGUGAAUGACAACAAGCUCAAGGUGGCACAGCUGGAGAACGAUAUGGAAAACAUACAUGAUGAUAUAAACGUGCUCAAAGAGAAGGCUGACAGCAGUUAUGCGAAGGGUCAGGAAGCUAUCAAGAAUGUGGAGAAGACACACGUUAGGGCCCAGGAUCUCUUGUCUGAGGCUCAGAAGCUCUUCAAGAAAAUACAAGACCUGUUGAAGCAGCUGAAUGGGUCGGACAGCAACAGCGGCGUUCCCAGCAAAGAUCUGGCCCGCAUGUUAGCCGAUGCUCAGCGCAUGGUGCAGGAGAUGGAGACACGCAGCUGCGCUGACCAGUUGACCGCUGCGGAGAAGGAGAGAGAAGAAGCACAGAAACUGCUGGACUACAUCAAAAACAAUGUAACCAAUCAGCACGAGAAGAACCAGGCAGCAGCCAGUAGGAUCUCAGGAUUGCUGAAGGACUACGAGUCCAAACUCAAAGACCUGGAAAGGGUGCUGAAGGAGGCAGAAGAUACAGUGAAGAAAGCUAAGAGGCAGAACGGACUCAAUGAUGCUGCCCUAGAGGAGCUCCAGAAUCGCGCCGAGGACCUGAGAAAAGAACGAGACAAAGUUUCUGGCCAGGUGUCCAUGGCAAGAGAUCAGCUAAAAGACACUGCUGACCUUCUCAAAAAGUUGGAGGACAGCAAGAAGGAAUAUGAACAACUAGCCGCACAAUUGGAUGGUGCCAAGACGGACCUCACCAAGAAGGUGAACCUCAUCUCCACAGCUGCGUCAAAGGAGGACAUAGUCGAGAGAGCGGAGAAGCACGCAGAGAUCCUCAGCCAACUCGCCAAGGACUUGCAAGAGGCUGUGAGGAACGCAAGCGGCAGCUCAGAUGUUCGUGCUGCCAUUGAUGCCAUCGACGCAUACAAGAACAUCACGGAGGCAAUCCGGGCUGCGGAGGAGGCUGCAGGUCAGGCAAAGGAAGCUGCAGAUGCUGCUUUGAAGGAUAUUGAGGAAGAGAAUUUAGCCCAGAAAGCCACGGACCUGAAAGGGAAAGCAACUGAACUUCUGAACAGUGCCUCAGAUGCAAAGGACAACCUUGAUGAUACCACAGUUGCUCUUGACAGCUUGAAGAAUCGCCUGGAUAAAGCAAAGAAGAAGAAAGAUGCCCUGAACAAGGAGAUUCUCAGUGCUAAGAAAGAGAUGGACCAGAUUAAGAGAGACGACAUCAAUGAUAUGAUAAACAAUGCCAAGAACGCAGCUGCUGCAGCCAACGACACAGCCAAUGAUGCACUGAACAGGCUCAAGACAAUCCAAGAUGAAAUGGACAAAAUAAAGAUUGUACCCCAGACCUCCAAUUUUGACAAAAUACUGAAUGAUGUCGACCAAUCGGUGAAAAACAUAACCAGCACAAUCCCAUCCCUGCUGGACAAGAUUUCCAAGGUGGAGAAUCUGACUACCCAGCUCCCAAGCAACAACGUUUCCGAGAAUAUCAGGAGGAUCAAGGAGCUGAUUGAGCUGGCCAGAGAUGCCGCCAACAGGAUUGUUGUCCCCAUGAAGUUCAGUGGCGAUGGCUAUGUGGAGCUGCGUGCGCCCCGCAAUGUAGAGGACCUGAGGGCGUUCACCUCCCUCUCGCUGUCCCUGCAGCGGCCCGAAAGCACCAACGGACGAGGAGAUGGGCGCCGCAAGCGUCAACAGGCCACCGAUACUGGCAACAUGUUUGUGCUCUAUCUCGGCAAUAAAAAUGCUGCCAAGGACUACAUGGGAAUGGUCCUCAGGGGCAACAAGCUCUUCUACAUCUACAGACUCAACGGGGUUGAAAACGAGAUUGAGUCUGACUACAUCACCAAGUCUGUCUCAGAGCCAGCCUUAUUCGACCGUGUGGACCUGCUCAGAAUCUAUGAAGAUGUACAGUUGAAUCUAACACAGAGGUAUACGUCAAGCAGUCCUGGUGCCAUAACCAGAUCCAAAAAGGGGGAUUCCACAUACAACCUCUUUGAUACUGACCCGUCUCAAGUUGUCUUCUACAUUGGCGGAUAUCCAGAUGACUUCACACCACCGACACCUUUAAAACUGUCUAAAUAUGAAGGAUGCAUUGAGCUUGCCACCUUCAAUGAGAGAUUCAUUAGUCUUUACAACUUCCAGAAAGCCGUCAAUGUUAAUAAAGUGUUACCAUGUAAGAGAUAUGCCCAAAUCUCACCAUCAUUAUACUUCGAAGGCACCGGAUAUGGCAGUCUGAAUAUUUCUGUUGACACUUCAGAAAGUCUCAGACUGAGUUAUUCAAUCAACAGUCGAUCAGAAAAUGCACUUCUGUUAUACUUUGGGAAUGAGGAUUCUUACUACACCAUUACUGUGGAAAGAGGUUAUGUCUUAUUUCGGGGCCGUGAAGGGGCUAAUAUUUUGCCAACACAGAAGAGCACAGAAAAAUUGUUCCCUUGGAAUACGGACAGAUCUUUUUUGUUUAUAAUGCGCAGUAAUCGUAUUUCAGUCGUCCGCCUGGACAAAGUAGAUAUAUUCAGAGCCUUACCUGUCCACCAAGGGGUGUACCAGAAAAUUUAUAUUGGUGGCCUGCCUUCGUUGCUGAGAGAAAGGGACAACAUCACAGCCCCCCCACUGAAAGGCUGUCUGAGGAACAUCCAGGUGAACACCGCCAAUACUGAGCUGAGCGAGAAAGUGGGCAUCAGCCAGGGCUGUUCUUCAGAUUUUCUGAUAUCCCGCAAGGCGGAGUUCAGCCUCGGUAGCAGCCUUUCGGCCCCACUGGACGGCUUCAGUCUGACGGACGGCAUGACUGUUUCCCUGGGCUUCCAGAGCACAAACAGCGAGGGCCUCCUGAUGGAGAACAGCCAGUUGAACGAAGAUCUCGAACUGUCUUUGGCCAACGGCUUUGUGCUUCUUAAGUUCAACAAUAUGAUCUUGAAGUCAAGGAAAGCGUACGCAGAUGGCAAAUGGCACUACGUGACCAUCACCAGACAGGGAAACAGGCUGGAUCUGCGAGUUGACGAAGACGACUUGGGUGAACUACAGCCGUCCACCUCCCCGGUGGCUGUGGACAAUAUCAACGUUACUCUGGGUAGAGACAACUUCCAGGGCUGCCUGAGCAACCUCUACACGAGGAGACCCAGUAACUUGUUCAGGCCAGAGGACUUCAGUGAGUUCGGUUCCACUGGAGAUGUGCUGGUUGAUGUCUGCAGUGUGGACCACGCCCCGCUGCUCAUGCUGGCUGCCCGUAACAGCAGCAGCACUUCCACAAUGGUGGCUCAGGCUCCAGCGGAGAAAACUCUGUCGGGGUGUCAGCUCCCAGUGUCGGUCCACCAUGGCCAUCAGCUUGGGGGUCCCAUCAGUUACCUGAGCUAUAGUCUCAGCCCACAGGUGCUCCAAAACGGGCCCCAGUUCUCCCUAGACUUCAGGACCAAAACAGCGAAUGGACUCCUGUUCUACGUCGGUAGCAUGGAAGGAAAGUCUUACUUGGCGCUCUAUCUAUCGAAUGGCCGGAUCCGGCUGGCCGUGGAGAGAAAGCAGAUUUUCAUAAGGGAGAAGUUCAACAAUGGGAGAUGGCACACGGCCAUGUUCAGCUGGGAAGAGAGGAAAAUCCGUCUGGUUGUGGACGGACUCCAUGCCAAGGAUGGUUACCUGACAUCCGAUGAGGGGCUCUCCCUGAACCUGCAGCCUCCUGUCUACUUAGGCACAGUGCCGGCCUCUGUACACACUGAGCAUGAGUGGAAGACCCUCCCCAGGGAGAGUGUGACUGGCUGCAUCCGUAAUUUCAAGCUGAACGGCCGGCCAAUGGGAAGGCCCAGUGUCAAUCACGCGGCCCCGCCCUGCUUCGACGGACCAACUGAAAGUGGUGCCUACUUCUCAGGACACGGAGGAUACGUCGUGUUAGAGGACUCCUUUGUUGUGGGCCUCAGUUUUGAGCUGGUGUUCGAGGUUCGACCCAGAAACCUGACCGGGGUUCUGUUUCACGUUGAGAGUCCUCAUGGACACCAUCUGAGCCUGUUCAUGAAGAAAGGGGAGGUGACGGUUCAGGUGAACAACGGAGCAGGGCAGUUCAACGUGUCGGUGAUGCCCCAGCAGUCUCUGUGUGAUGGCACGUUCCACAGAGUCGCAGUGAUCAAGCGCAACAAUGUGGUUCAGCUGGAUGUGGACACGGAGGGCCAGUACACGGUGGGGCCUUCUUCCGCCAUCUUAACCGAUACCAAUGACCCCCUCUAUGUCGGUGGUCUUCCAGAAACUUCGCACCACUCAAAUCUGCCCUUUAGGACAUCCCUAAUUGGAUGCAUACAGAACGUCCGAAUCAAUCUGGAGCGCGUCUCCUUUGACAAGGUUGCCCAGGUAUCUGGUCCCGUGAACCUCAGAGAGUGUCCUGCCGGAUGAGUUACGUGCCAUUGGCCACCUGGACACUAGACACCUCAGCCUAUGAUCUGUGCAGAGCACGUGUCUCUGUUACCAUGUUACCACGACUGACCUCAAUGGACUGUCAGGGCAAAAGAUUCUGAUACCUGCUCUUGUUUAUUUAUUUUGAGAUGAGAUUAUCUAUUUACACUAUCUUUACAUUGAAUAUACUCUUAUCUUUUAAUUUCUGUUAUAUAUAAAAUGAGCUACCAAUUUGUUUGGUCCCACGAAAUGUCUGUGUAAAUAUAAAAGGGGCGAGUACAGAGGUGAUUUGCUCUUUCUAUGUAAAGCUGUUUACUUCCUUGGGAAUUUUAAAUGUUUUUCUAUACCUACCAAAAGGUAAUAUGC
This is a messenger RNA of Scleropages formosus (Asian bonytongue), 10785 nucleotides long. RefSeq names its product laminin subunit alpha-3-like. Gene Ontology annotation, biological process: tissue development; cell migration; axon guidance. The record is from RefSeq and is a predicted model, not a curated record. The coding region runs from base 211 to 10419 and encodes 3402 amino acids. The transcript has 78 exons. Lineage: Eukaryota; Metazoa; Chordata; Actinopteri; Osteoglossiformes; Osteoglossidae. Gene Ontology annotation, molecular function: extracellular matrix structural constituent; signaling receptor binding. Gene Ontology annotation, cellular component: basement membrane; laminin trimer.